This is a messenger RNA of Schistosoma rodhaini, 2144 nucleotides long. The record is from the annotation of a GenBank genome assembly. NCBI's taxonomy places the organism in Eukaryota, Metazoa, Platyhelminthes, Trematoda, Strigeidida, Schistosomatidae.
CUGAAACUAAUAUUUUCCGACACGGUUGUACUUCUUUUAUCUAGAUCGCUUUGGCUAAAUAUUGUAGUUAUGAGUUUAUUAGCAUGUAAAGCGGUAAUAAAUAUGAAAAUAUUUUACUACUUUAUCUGAUUCAAAUAGUGUCAGUGUCGGACAAAUAUCCUAGCGGAAUUUGUAAGACCCUUUGUUUUUCAAGGUCAUUAGUUGCUUUCAUUAGACACCCAGUAAGUUUAAAACAUUUGGACAUUAACCUUUAGGUAACUAAAUGCUUUAUAAAUUCCUUCAACCAAAACAGUAGUGCUGUUCACUGGACUACAAGAUAUCAUGAGUUUGGGCUUCUCUUCUGUUGGUUCGCACAUACUGAACGCUGUAAAUGUAAACUCCGUAUCGGUGUCUUUAGCCAUACUCACUACAUUGAUAAAUCCUUGUUCGGUAGUGGAUGUGCGUAAAAAUAUACCUUCAACAAAUGAUUUAUUGAUGGUUUUUAUCCUAUGUCGACAUGGUGAUAGGUCUCCUGUUCACACUUUCCCAACGGAUCCAUAUCGAAAGCUAUGGAAAAUGGGAUAUGGUCAGCUAACAGCUUAUGGUGCAGAACAACAUCAUGAACUAGGUCGGGUCAUCCGCAAAAUGUAUUCUGAUUUCGUUCCUGAAGUUUAUCACAAAGACGAAACAUUAUUUCGUAGUUCUGGUACUGAAAGGACACUCAUGUCUGCAAACAACUUUAUCCGAGGAUUUUACCACUUGGAAAAGAAGAGUACAAAUAACGUCCCUCCUGUGUUUUCUAGGCUAGCACAAGAAGAUCACCUGUUAAAAAUGUCUAGCAAAUGCCCUAAAUUUGAAAGGCUUUUUCACCAACUGAUGAACUCAUCAGUGGUAUCUCAGAAAGCAAAUAUAUUGAGAAACUUCUUCGACCUCCUGGAGCAUACGACCGGAUACACUUUCCCCAUUGACAGAAGUUCUUCAGAUAAUUUUUACACAGCUUGGCGUAUAUGUGAUCCUGUUACCAUAUGGGUGGAUCAUUCAUUGCCUUCACUUCCUCGUUGGGUCACUAGUGAUGUUUAUAAACAAUGCUCUAACUUAUUGGACUAUAAACAGUUCAUUCGAUUUUCCAAACCACAGUUGACAAGAUUACGAGGUGGUCCGCUGGCUGGUCAUAUGAUGGAUUUAUUUCGUGAGCGUAUUAACCAAGAGCUAAAAAAAAGUGAUCGUGACAAGGACUCAUUAGAACAACUACAUCGGCGUUUUGUUGCUUAUUUUGCGCAUGAUUCUACACUGGCAGCUCUAAUGAGCCAUUUGGGUGUAUAUAAUGGAAUCAAACCGCCUUUGGCAAGUUGUUUGAUAGUAGAACUUCAUCGUUCAUUGUCAUCCAAUAAUUUUUAUCUUCGAUUUUAUUAUCUUAAUGAAACAAAACUACCUCUAAAAACUGAUAAAAUAGUUAACCUAUGGCCAACUAAAUGUGAAACUCGUAAUGAUGUUGAUGGUAAACAGUUAAAUUAUUCAUGCCCAUUCCAAAAACUUGAAUUAUCACUUCAAGGAACUUAUGCAACAGACAUUGGAGCUGAAUGCUAUGAUCAUAAUGCAGUAUAUAACGUUAAAACAACAUUUAUGAAACCAUCAGGCAUGCAAAUGCUUGAAUCUUAUUGUUAUCAUCCUCAAUUACUAACUUUCAUUUUUUUUCAAACAGCUAUAGUAUGUUAUUUAGUUGCCCGUUUCUUUCCUAUUCCAAUGGCUUAUCUUAUAAAUAACUUUAGAUAUUCACGUCAUGUACAAUAAACGUCUAAUGAAAUAUUAUUCAUCCAACAUUGUAAAUGCAAACAGAAAGAUCAUUCUAAUGUUGACUUAAAGUUCUUCAUGUGAUAUUCAGUUUUUUCUUACUACUUAUUUGAUAAAAAGUAGUUUUUAGUUAUUCUUCGAAACAAUUAUUUUUCUAUAUUCAAAUAAGGAUAGUACAUUAGUUUUUUUUUCACUUUUAUUUUUAUAUACAACGAGGCAAUCGUCAUUUUAAUGCUUAUUUCAUAAUGUUUAUAUUAAACGCAUUCAUAUAUACAUUCAAUCAAUUAUUGUUUCUUGAUUUCUUUAUUGUAUUCUAUAAAUAUUCUUAUUUGUCAUAAUAGUUUUUUUCUCUUGUCAAAAUAAAAUGUUUUUAC